Molecule: messenger RNA, 1566 nt
Organism: Theobroma cacao (cacao)
Lineage: Eukaryota; Viridiplantae; Streptophyta; Magnoliopsida; Malvales; Malvaceae
Product: epidermis-specific secreted glycoprotein EP1-like
Cellular component (GO): plant-type cell wall
Source: RefSeq, a predicted model, not a curated record
CCUCAGCUCCACAAGUUGCCACAGCUAACUAAUUUUAAUAUCCAAAAAUGUCUCUUUCCCCUUCUCUCACCAUGUCAUUGCUGUCCUUCUCUAUCUUGUUGCUCUUUUCUUUUAAUACCAGGGCCGCUGUUCCUCCCUCGGCAACAUUUAAGUUUGUCAACCAAGGUGAAUUUGGGCCAUUUGUUGUUGAAUAUGAUGGAAAUUACCGUGUCUUAAGUAUAGCUAACGCCCCAUUCCAACUUGCCUUUUAUAACACCACCCCUAAUGCCUUCACCCUUGCGUUACGCAUGGCUACCACGCGUUCGGAAUCACUAUUCCGUUGGGUUUGGGAAGCCAACCGGGGGAACCCGGUUCGCGAGAACGCCACCUUCUCUCUGGGGACGGACGGAAAUCUUGUGUUGGCGGAUGCAGAUGGCCGGAUUGCUUGGCAAAGUAACACUGCCAACAAAGGUGUGGUAGGCUUCAAACUGUUGCCAAAUGGUAACAUGGUGCUACAUGACUCCAAGGGCAAGUUCACUUGGCAAAGUUUUGAUCAUCCAACGGAUACCCUCUUGGUGGGCCAAUCUCUUAGGAUAGGAGCCGCGACCAAUCUUGUGAGCCGGGCUUCUGCCCAGAAGAAUGUGGAUGGCGCUUACAGCUUGGUGAUAGAGCCCAAAGGAUUGGUUUUGCAGUAUAAGGGCCUGAACUCCCCUAAGCCUCUCGUCUACUUCAAAUCAUCUGUUUGGCCUAGUACCCAAGAUGGUACUUUACAGUCUGUGACACUAAAUGUUAAACCAGACUCUGCCAGUGAUGGUUCUGCCUAUGAUGUUUUGCUAGAUUACACUGUGGCUAACUCCUCCUUCGGCACCGGGAAUCUCAUUUUGACUAGGCCGAAGUACAACAGCACGUUGUCGAUUCUUCGACUUGGGGUGGACGGAAACCUUAGGGUCUUUACCUACUUUGACAAGGUUGAUUCAAGAGCAUGGGAAGAGACAUUCACUCUCUUCUCUAGGGACUCAAUAUGGGGUACAGAAUGUGAAUUACCUGAGAGGUGUGGUAGCUUUGGGCUUUGUGAGGAGAAUCAAUGUGUUGCUUGCCCAUCACCGAAUGGAUUAUUGGGUUGGAACAAGAAUUGUCAGCCGCAGAAACUGACCUCUUGUAGGCCUAAUGAUUUCACCUACUACAAGCUUGAUGGAGUUAACCAUUUCAUGAGCCAGUACAAUGAAGGACAAGGGCCCAUGAAGGAGAGUGACUGUGGGAGGAAAUGUACCUCGGAUUGCAAGUGUUUGGGCUACUUUUACCACAGGGAAACAUCCAAAUGUUGGAUUGCUAAUGAGCUGAAAACCCUGGCUGCAACCUCAAACUCUUCCCAUGUUGGUUACAUCAGGGCACCCAAGAAGUGAUGAAUUUUAAGAGCCAAGCAAAGUAAAAUGCUGAAGAUGAAGUUUGUACUUUGUAGUUGUCACUUGUAGCUCUCUUUUUCCCUCUUGUAUUUGCCUGUUUUUUUACUUUUCUGUUUGAUAAUAAAACAAUUGUAUGUUUGAAUCACCCCAAAGUGUUUAUGGAAAGAGUUCAUGUUUCUUGGAA